AAGGUCAUGAGAGGUCACAAUGUCACCAUUCAUUGUCGGGUCAGAAAUCUAGGUGCCUACAAUGUAUUUUGGUUAAAAGAUUCAACUGUAUUAUCUUUAAACCAUCUGAUAAUGACAAGCAACGAUCGUUAUUCCAUCGUAGGGCGUUAUAAUCUACAGAUAAACGAUGUUGAAGAUGGGGACGAGGCGAAAUAUCAAUGUCAAGUCAGCUCUUUCCCUCCUAUUUCACAGUUUCACUCCAUCAUGGUCACUGUUCCCCCAACUGUAGAAAUGGUGAACAAGACCAAAGUUGUAGAGGCUACCCUAGGAGAUGAUAUCGUAUUCCAGUGUACGGCUACAGGUCGACCACACCCUAAUAUUACCUGGGUCAGACAGGAUAAAAUGAUGCCGUAUGGAGAAGACUAUAUAUUUGGUGAUACAUUAAGACUAUCUAGUCUAGAGUAUAAUCAUGGUGGUCUAUAUAAAUGUAUAGCUAGUAAUGAUGUUGGUGAUGAUGCAGAAGACUCAGUUAGACUCAAGGUCUUCUAUGCUCCUAAAAUCUAUACAGAAGAGAAAGUAAUCAUCACAGGGCCUGGAGAAGAAGUGUCUGUCCCGUGUCUAGCCAGCGCCCAGCCCUCACCCAAGGUGGAAUGGAGACACAAUGGAGAUAAGAUAAGUCUACGAAGUCUCCCUCAGAAUAAAGAACUCCGUGCUGUGGAGCAAGGGUUUAAAACAGACUACACACUGUACAUCAAGAGCCUUCAAGAUUCUGAUUUUGGGAACUAUACUUGUGUGGUGAAAAACAAUAGAGGAAAAGCUAUCCAUAAACUGGUCUUAACACCGUUGCCAAGUAAGAGUGAAAUUAUGAGUGAUAUCAAGGGGAACUACUCUAAUGUAUUUGAAUUAGAAUGGAUGACGGUAUCCGUGGUGAAGUUAGAUAAUUAUAAAUUAAUGAUCAGAAAUGUAAGUCAAUUAGUUAUCAACGAGACUUUAACAGGAAAUUGGAGUGAAGUUGAUAUCGAGGCUGACAUGACGUCUGGUCCAAUCCAUUCUCAAUCUUACAUGGUCAAAGAUCUAGAACCAGAGACUAUGUAUGAAGUUAUUUUACAAGCACAUAAUAAUUACGGUUGGGGAGAA
This is a messenger RNA of Lottia gigantea (owl limpet), 1116 nucleotides long. RefSeq lists its product as hypothetical. NCBI's taxonomy places the organism in Eukaryota, Metazoa, Mollusca, Gastropoda, Lottiidae. Gene Ontology annotation, cellular component: neuron projection. Gene Ontology annotation, molecular function: protein binding. The annotation marks the transcript as partial. The record is from RefSeq and is a predicted model, not a curated record. The transcript has 7 exons.